AUGGCAGGUCUUUCUACAGGUUGUUUGAUUGUAUUUAAUGUUAAUUUUAAUGUUCUUAAUCAACCUCGACUUGGUGAAUCAGUACAAAAACCAAUUUCAUAUUAUAAAAAUAAUAUUGGUUGUUUACUUAAUUUACUUACAUGUAUGAAAGAAUUUAAUGUUAAAAAUUUUCUUUUUUCAUCAUCAGCUACUGUCUAUGGUACACCGAAAUAUUUACCACUUGAUGAAAAACAUCCAUGUAUUGGUGAUGCUAUUACUAAUCCAUAUGGUAAAAGUAAAUAUAUAUGUGAACAUAUUCUUAAAGAUACAAUAGUUGCUCAUCCUGAAUGGAAUAUCAUUAUUUUACGUUAUUUUAAUCCUGUUGGUGCUCAUAAAACAGGUUUAAUUGGUGAAGAUCCUAUUGGUAAACCAAAUAAUCUUAUGCCAUAUAUUGCACAAGUAGCUGUUGGUCGUUUACCAUAUGUUAAUAUUUUUGGUACUGAUUAUGAUACUUCAGAUGGUACAGGUGUUCGAGAGUAUAUACAUGUUGUUGAUGUAGCUAUAGGUCAUAUUGCAGCAAUGAAACAAUUUGAAAUGAUUUGUGGUUUAAAAAUUUAUAAUCUUGGUACUGGUAAAGGUUAUUCUGUAUUAGAAAUGAUUAAAGCAUUAGAAAAAGUAUCAGGCAAAAUAAUAUCUUAUAAAGAAUAUUCUCGACGUCCAGGUGAUCUUGCAACUGUUUAUGCUGAUUCAACAUUAGCAGCUCAAGAACUUGGAUGGACAGCUCAACGAAAUUUAGAUGAAAUGUGCGAAGAUUUAUGGCGUUGA
Molecule: messenger RNA, 804 nt
Organism: Rotaria sp. Silwood1
Lineage: Eukaryota; Metazoa; Rotifera; Eurotatoria; Philodinida; Philodinidae
Source: the annotation of a GenBank genome assembly